This is a messenger RNA of Sitodiplosis mosellana (orange wheat blossom midge), 2354 nucleotides long. It is a transcript of the gene Srp68, whose product is annotated as signal recognition particle subunit SRP68. NCBI's taxonomy places the organism in Eukaryota, Metazoa, Arthropoda, Insecta, Diptera, Cecidomyiidae. Bases 317 to 2239 code for a protein of 640 amino acids. Gene Ontology annotation, molecular function: endoplasmic reticulum signal sequence receptor activity; 7S RNA binding; signal recognition particle binding. The transcript is spliced from 4 exons. Gene Ontology annotation, cellular component: signal recognition particle, endoplasmic reticulum targeting. The record is from RefSeq and is a predicted model, not a curated record. Gene Ontology annotation, biological process: SRP-dependent cotranslational protein targeting to membrane.
UUUUGAUCUAAAAAGAGAAAAAACAAAUAUCAAAACCGACAAUAAUUUUUCGUUAUAUUUCCAUGAAAAUCAAAUCCGAAUCAUCGACCACGCGAACACUGUCCACUGUUCCGCCGUUCCACUGGAAAGUGAACGGUACGUUGAACGCACUCCAACUCGGGCGAAUGACAGUUCAAGUCACACAUUGACUUCCAAUGUGUACUGUCAGACAUGUUCCACUGCUGAUGACGUUUCAUAAAAAAAAAUAGUGCUAGCCACACAUUCGCUCGUGUGAAAAUUUAAUUCAUUUUAUUUGGUUGAAAAUUUAAUCGUGAAAAUGGUGGAGGAUACAAAUGUGCAGGAGACGGAUGUAAAAUCAGGAAAUGCACCGGUUGAAAGUGAACAAAAGCCGUUAUUUUCCAUUGAAAUUUUGCGAUUGAUUCGUGAUGCACAAAAACAACACGGUCUGCGACACGGUGACUUUCAGCGGUAUCGAGGCUAUUGUACACGCCGCAUUAGCCGACUGCGUAAGGCAUUAAAGUUGCCACAGGGCGACAAGCGUCAUUACAAGAAGCGUGAUGUGACGGUCGCCCAUUUGGAUGGUGCAACCGGUAAAGUGGCUAUUGCUGGGCCAAGUGGUGAUGAACGUUUCUUAUAUCUUCCAUUGAUGUUGGCCGAACGAGCGUGGUCGUAUGCAAUGCAAUUGCGACAAGAAGCCAACACGGAACCACGCAAGAGAUUCCAUUUGGUGAAUAAAUUGCGACGUGCAUGCAUUUAUUCGUUGCAAUUGCAAGAGUUGUGCUCGCAAAGUCAUCGAUUGGACGAUAAAACCAAGCUGGAGGUCGAAGCCUAUGUGGCGUGUAUGCAUGGCAAUCUACACUUUGAAUUGGGAUUGUGGCAAUUGGCUGCUGAGAAUUUCAAAAAAUCUCAAAUCAUCUACGAAAAUUUGGUGAAAGUCAUUCAAGCCACAUCGGCCAAUGAGGAAGUGUGCGACCUCUACAGAUCAAAAAUCGAGGAAUUGAAACCGAAUUUACGUUACUGUGCCUAUAAUUUGGGCAGCAAAUCCGAUUCGGCCGCUACAAUUGAUGAGAUGAUGUUGGAGAUUCGUCGGGCUCAAGGUGCCAGUUCGCUGAUUAAUUUGGAAUCAUUCAAAACGGCACAAAUCGAAGGUGCCAAACUCGAAACCAUCGAAUGGCGCAAUUAUAAAAUUCAAAUUCGUUUGCCGGAAAAAGUGCGACUGUUCUUAUUGAGUUUGCAAGAUUUGGAUAAGAGCAUCGAACAAGCCAAGACGCUGCAAAACAAAAUUGAUAUUGUUGAAACGGUUCUAAUCGAUUGCAAAGACAGCAUUCAAGCGGCUAAAGAUGACUUCUUGAAAUCGGAUUCAGUACGUAAAGGCGCUGCCGGUGAUUCGGCCAGCAAUGCACCAACCGUAUCGAACAAUGUGCAAUUGUUGCUCGCCUAUUUGAACUACAUUCGCUUGAUUCGUACGCUUGAACGUAAUCUGUAUUUGGUGGCACAGACAAAACAAAGCUUGUCAUUGGAAAACACCGUGGCUGAUAGUAGCGAUGCAACGAAGAAAGGAGCACGGCCACAGAAUUUGACACGUCUCUAUGAAAUUAUUGCACAGAACGUGCUCGAAUUACAACAAAUUGCCGGCUUCGAAAACGAUAAGGCCUAUCAAAAUGAAAUACAAAACUUGUCGAUCGCAUUCAAAGCAUUCCGAUGCUAUUACAUCGCUAUGACAUUGGUGUCACUGUUCCGAUGGAAAGAGGCCGUCGCACUUUAUGAACGUUCCAAGAACUAUGCGACCGAUGCAUUGCAAAAUCCCCCAGCUCAAUUUAAUUUGAAACAGGAGCUAACCACACUGCUCAAGGAUAUUGAAAGUUGUAAAUUCUCGGCACAUGCAUACAGUGUGCUUGCCGAUGAUGGAUCGGCCGCAUCGAAUGACGGUUUGCUAUACCUCGAUGGCAGUGGUCGCAAGCAAAAAUCACUCAAAUCGAAACCAUUGUUCGAUCGUUUAUCGCAUUAUGUUGAAGAUCAACAAUUGAAUUCAAAGAAUCCAAAUGUCUACAAAUUGACGCCUGACAUCGAGCCAAUUCCAUGCAAACCAUUGUUCUUUGACUUGGCCUUGAACUUUGUGGAACUUCCAUCGCUCGACGACAAAAUCGAUUCACCUGUUAAGAAACAGCAACAGCAACAAGGCAUUUCUGGUUUCGUCAAAGGUUUCUUGGGCUGGGGCAGCGGUAGCGGCGCUAAAUAAACACAUUUUUAAUCGACCUUUUUAUAUUCGAGUUUUCGCGCUGUUUUAAAAUACAAUUGUUCUUUUUUUCCAUUGAUAUACUGAAAUACAGAAGAAAAAAAUAAAGUAUGAAAAA